Ostrinia furnacalis (Asian corn borer) is the source of this 1343-nucleotide messenger RNA. RefSeq names its product ankyrin repeat domain-containing protein 29. Lineage: Eukaryota; Metazoa; Arthropoda; Insecta; Lepidoptera; Crambidae. The transcript has 8 exons. The coding region runs from base 354 to 1244 and encodes 296 amino acids. Gene Ontology annotation, molecular function: protein binding. The record is from RefSeq and is a predicted model, not a curated record.
CCGCUUCCAAACGUCAAACCGCCGGGCAGCGGACCAAUGCGAGCCAAGUGCGAACGGAAAAAAAUAAUCGAGCAAGCGCGGCAGCCGCGAGCGGGCUGCGUAUCGGUGUCUUAUUUUGUCAGCUGAUUCUGAAUUUUCGAUCGAAUUUCCUCGCAAACCCGACAAUAUUAAUGUAUUAAACAUUUUACAAAUAAUUACUGUGAAUCACACUAUUUUAAUACAAGACUUGUUGUACAAAUAUUGAUUGAGUGAGACUUGCAAAUCGUUGAAUUGUUGUGCAGUGCAAAAUUUUAAUUGAUUUAAGAAUAAUGACAGUUGUAUUUUCCGUGUAGUGGGUGACCUUUUUCCUGAAAAUGUCGUUGAAGAAAGAAUCUCGCACUGACGUGCAGUUCCACCUGGCGGCGCUUCGAGGAGACUGCGAGCGGCUGCGGCAGCUGCUCGACACCGGCAAGGUGCACAUCGACUCCAGGGACAGGGAUGGCACGACGCCCUUGAUCCUGUCUGCCGCGAUGGGACACACAGAGUGCGUGAAAGAACUUCUGGCCCAGGGGGCUGAUCCCGCCUGUUGUAGAACGACAGGAACGAGCGCGCUGUUCUUCGCGGCGCAGGGCGGCUUCCUGGACGUGGCGCGUCUGCUGCUCGACGCCGGCGCCGCCAUCGACGCGCCCAGCACGGAUGGUGGCACCCCAUUGUUCGUGGCUUGCCAGUGCGGUCAUUUGCCUGUGGUCGAAGAGCUUAUCCGACGUGGUGCCAACGUGAACGCUUGUAUGAAGGACGGUGCCAGCCCGCUAUUCAUCGCAGCACAGAACGGGCACGAAGAAGUGUGCGUCACAUUACUCCGUCACGGCGCGGCCGCGGACGCCGCGCGGGCCGACGGUGCCAGCGCGCUGUGGAUCGCGGCGCAGUGCGGGCACGACCACGUGGCGCGCGCGUUGCUCGCUGCUGGCGCGCCCGUCGACCAGCUUCGACAGGACGGAGCCACGCCGCUGUUCAAGGCGGCGCACAAGGGGCACGCCGCCGUUGUUGCCGAGCUGCUCAAAUACAAGCCCAACCUCGGGAUCCUGCCGAACGGUCAGUCAGCGCUGCACGGCGCGGCGAUGUUCGGUCAGCUGUCGUGCGUGCGGCUCCUGGCGCGAGUGUCGCCGCGCGCGCGCUCCGCCGCCGGCCUCACGCCGCUGCAGGCCGCCGCCGCCGCGCGCAAGACCGACGUCGUCGCCUACCUGCGCCGCCUCGAGCACUCCUGAUACAAGCGCACGCAAGCUGACGCCUGAUCAACGACGCUCACCUCAUGCUGACGCCUGAUCAACGACUUUCACCUUAUGCUGACGCCUGAUCAAGUCAGC